AUGCCGGGCCUCCCAGGGAGCGCAGCUGACCCCGCCCCGAGCCUGGCAUCGCUACUAGCCAGAGAUGGGUCCCUGGAGGCGUCGGUGCAGGCCGCCCUUGCCUCCCUCCCCUCCCUGGACCCGGAGCCCCGCACCGCCCCCUCCAUGGCCGAUGCCGUGGCCAUGGUGCACGCCCGGGACGACGCCCGCAAGAAAGUCUCCUCCGGUCCCGCCCUGUCCAAGGCCAAGCGCGCGGCGCGCACCUCCUCCCUCCCCCGACGGAGCGUGCGCCUCGUCUCCCGCUUCCAGCGGGGGAGCGGCGCGGAGGAGGGCCCCGCCACGCCGGUGGGCGAGGCGCCCGCGCCGGGAUGCCUGCUGGAGAGCCUGUCUGAUGGCGACGUGGCGCGGCUCAUCCGCGGGAUGGCCAUGUACCCCACCCUUGCGCUGCCUGGCCCUGAAGUGGAGGAAGGCGUCCUGGGGAGCCUGGAGGCGGAGCCACCGGCAGGCCUGGAGGGCGCCGAGGACGGCGCCGCAGGCGCGGAGGCGACAGACUCAGCGGCCACGGCCCCCGAUCCAGGCGCCACCGCGCGCAGGACGGCCAUCGAGUGGCUGCGCCGCCAGGCGCCGGGCGUCGCGGAGGGGAGUGGGGCCCUCGCCAGCGUGCCCUGGCCCUUUGGCGGGCCUGCAGAUGCACCCGGCGCAGGGGCUCCGCAGGCGGCCGAGUCUUCCGGCGAGGCUGGCAAACCGGCGGCCGACCCUGCGACACCCCCGGCGUCCUCACUGCUGCCCUCCGGCGCGACGCGCCACCCCUACACACGCCUCCUGCUGCAGGCGCCCACCCCCGCCCACGCCGCAGCGGCCGAGGUGCUGCUGGCGGCGGCGCCCCAGGACGAGCUGCUGGCGGAGCUCCUGGCCCUGCAGGAUGCGACCCCGGAUGCCAAGGCGCAGCAGGACAGGGAGGCCGCCGGCGGCAAGGAGGAGGAGACCGGGCCGCUGCUGGGGCCCAACGAGAUGUAUGACGUCCUGGCGCAGCGCAGCGGCGAGGAGGAGGCCUACUGCGCCGUGUGUGGCGAUGGCCACUCUGAGUCGCCCAACGAGAUCGUGUUCUGCGAGCGCUGCGACGUGGCGGUGCACCAGCGCUGCUACGACACAUACCUGACGCAGGAGGGCGUGGUGGCGGGGCUGGAGGGUGUGCGGCUGGACCGCGCCUCCUGCGCCAUCUGCGGCCAGGCCAGCGGGUCGGUGGUCACCUGCAACGCCUCGGGCUGCGCCUACGCCUUCCACCCGCUCUGCGCCCGCAACCUGGGCCUGUACCUCGGUGCGGGGCUGUGA
Auxenochlorella protothecoides is the source of this 1311-nucleotide messenger RNA. RefSeq names its product Protein lin-49. Gene Ontology annotation, biological process: regulation of transcription by RNA polymerase II. The coding region runs from base 1 to 1311 and encodes 436 amino acids. The record is from RefSeq and is a predicted model, not a curated record. The transcript has 9 exons. Lineage: Eukaryota; Viridiplantae; Chlorophyta; Trebouxiophyceae; Chlorellales; Chlorellaceae.